Messenger RNA from Vicia faba (fava bean), 384 nucleotides. Lineage: Eukaryota; Viridiplantae; Streptophyta; Magnoliopsida; Fabales; Fabaceae. The record is from the annotation of a GenBank genome assembly.
AUGUUCUCCAUCUGUAUCUACUUACACGAAAGCAUAUCUGCAUAUCUCACUCUUAACAGUUUCCAAAAAGGAGGAGAUGGAGGCGGCCCUUCAGAAUGUGACAAGCAGUAUCAUUCCGACGAUACUCCAGUAGUUGCACUUUCCACCGGAUGGUUCAACCACGAGAGCAGGUGCCUCAAAAACAUUACCAUCAGUGCUAAUGGAAAAAGUGUGGUGGCCAUGGUUGUUGACGAGUGUGACUCCACAAAGGGAUGCGAUAAAGAUCAUGAUUACCAACCUCCUUGUCCAAACAACAUUGUUGAUGCUUCCAAGGCCGUGUGGAAAGCUUUAAAUGUGCCUAAAGAACAAUGGGGUGGUCUUGACAUUACUUGGUCAGAUGCUUGA